AUGGCCCCGCGCCGCCCCGCGCUGCCCCUCGCCCUCCUCGGGCUCGCCAUCGCCAGCGUCCGGCUCGCCACCGCCGCCUCCCCCUCCCCAGGAGAACCCGUGGAUGUGCUGAAGAUCCUCCAGCUCCACUCCCUGCCCGAAGGCGUCAAGAAGGUGCCGGGAUUCUGCUCCCAACGCGGCGCCGGCUCCGACGCGGCCUAUCGGAUCACGCGGCAGGCGCAGCUCAGCGCGCCCACCCGGCAGCUCUUCGCCGGUAAAUUCCCGGAGGAUUUCUCCAUCAUGACCUUGGUGAAAGCCAAACCGGGCGUGCAGGCCUUCCUCCUCUCCAUCUACAACCAAGAUGGCAUCCAGCAGUUGGGCCUGGAACUAGGCCGCUCGCCCCUCUUCCUCUACGAGGACCAACACGGCCGCCCCCCCCCCGAGGAUUAUCCCCUUUUCCGGGGGGUCGAUUUGGCCGACGGCAAGUGGCACCGGGUGGCCCUGAGCGUCAGCGGGCGGGCGGCGACGCUGCUGGUGGACUGCGGGCGGCGGGAGACGAGGGCCCUUCCCCGCAGCGCCCGGCCCCUCCUCGACACCCGCGGCAUCACCCUCUUCGGCACCCGCAUCCUGGACGAGGAGGUUUUCCAGGGCGACAUCCAGCAGCUGCUCGUCGUGGGUGACCCCCAAGCGGCGUUCGAUUACUGCGAGCACUACGCGCCCCGCUGCGCCGGGGGGGACGACGGCGGCGGCGGCCCCCCCCAGGCGCAGGAGCCCCCCCCCCGGCAGCAGUACUCCGAGGAGGCUGUGGAGUACUACGAGUACCCCUACUACUACACUCAUAGCGAGGACGGGCCCCCCCCGGGGGGGGACCCCGAAAAGGGCCCCCCCAGGGCCCCGAAAAACCCCGGCGUGAUGAACACGGCACCCGCCGACGGCAAAACCCCCCCCGGGAAAAGCAAAGCCUUCGGGAACGGGGGUUAUCCCCAAAUCAGCAAAAUGGGGGGGGACGUGGGGGUGUCCCCCCCCCGGAACGGGGCCCGGAGUCAAGGGAACAGCUACCAGCAGGAUGGGGGGCUGCCCCCCCCCGAGGAGCCCUGGGGGGCCACAACGUCCCCAGAUUACGCCCCGGGACCCCCCCGGGACCCCGAUGGUGCCUCUUGGGAGGAGAUGGGGCCGGCGCAGGAGGAGGAGGAGGAUGGGGGGCCCGGCCGGGCGUAUGAGUACGUCUAUAGGGAGCACCCCGAGGAGUUGGGUGCCGCGCGCGGCGUCAGGGGCUACAAGGGCGAGAAGGGCGAACCCGCCGUCCUCGAACCGGGCAUGUUGGUGGAGGGCCCCCCCGGUCCCGAGGGACCUGCGGGCAUGUCGGGACCCCCAGGGACGCAGGGACCCCCCGGAGCCCCAGGAGAACCCGGCGAGAGGGGCCCCCCCGGCCGCGCUGGCCUCCCCGGCUCUGACGGGACCCCCGGCCCCCCCGGUACCUCCAUGAUGCUGCCGUUCCGGUUCGGGAGCAGCGGGGGUGACAAGGGACCCGUGGUGGCAGCGCAGGAGGCGCAGGCUCAGGCCAUUCUCCAGCAAGCCCGGCUGGCCCUGAGGGGCCCCCCCGGACCCAUGGGAUACACCGGCCGCCCUGGACCCAUGGGGCAGCCCGGCAGCACCGGCAUGAAGGGGGAGUCGGGAGACUUCGGCCCCCAGGGUCCCCGAGGGCCUCAAGGCCUCACCGGCCCCCCAGGAAAACCUGGCCGGAGGGGCCGACCGGGGGCUGACGGCGCCCGGGGGAUGCCCGGUGAUCCCGGCAUUAAGGGUGACCGCGGCUUCGACGGGCUACCAGGGCUACCAGGUGACAAAGGCCACCGGGGUGAAACCGGCUCCCAGGGGAUGCCGGGCCCCCCCGGCGAGGACGGCGAGAGGGGUGACGACGGAGAGGUGGGACCCCGAGGACUCCCCGGAGAAGCGGGACCCAGAGGUCUGCUCGGCCCCAAAGGCCCCCCCGGAAUUCCCGGCCCCCCGGGCGUGCGUGGCAUGGACGGUCCCGUGGGUCCCAAGGGGAACCUGGGGCCGCAAGGGGAGCCCGGCCCCCCCGGGCAGCAGGGGACCCCAGGAACCCAGGGUCUCCCAGGACCACAAGGUGCCACAGGACCCCCUGGAGAGAAGGGUCCCCAAGGAAAACCCGGUUUGCCUGGAAUGCCCGGCUCCGAUGGCCCCCCCGGUCACCCCGGGAAGGAAGGACCCCCCGGCACUAAGGGCAACCAGGGCCCCUCGGGUCCCCAGGGCCCCAUCGGCUACCCAGGCCCACGCGGUAUCAAGGGAGUGGACGGCAUCCGGGGGCUGAAGGGACACAAGGGUGAGAAGGGCGAGGAAGGCUUCCCCGGCUUCAAGGGGGACAUGGGCGUCAAAGGAGACCGGGGCGAAGUCGGCGUGCCGGGCUCCCGGGGCGAGGACGGACCCGAAGGUCCCAAGGGGCGGACGGGACCCACCGGUGACCCCGGUCCCAUGGGGCUGGUGGGAGAGAAGGGCAAACUGGGAGUGCCAGGCCUGCCCGGCUACCCGGGACGGCAGGGUCCCAAGGGAUCGCAGGGUUUUCCCGGAUUCCCCGGCACCAACGGCGAGAAGGGCGCGCGGGGUCUGUCUGGCAAAUCGGGGCCCAGGGGGGAGCGCGGCCCCACGGGUCCCAGGGGCCAGCGGGGACCACGAGGAGCCACCGGCAAGUCAGGGGCGAAGGGCACCUCUGGCAGCGACGGCCCCCACGGCCCCCCAGGAGAGCGGGGCCUGCCGGGACCGCAGGGACCCAACGGCUUCCCAGGACCCAAAGGACCCCCCGGCCCCCCCGGCAAAGACGGGCUCCCCGGGCACCCCGGGCAGCGAGGAGAAGUCGGUUUCCAAGGCAAGACCGGCCCCCCCGGCCCCCCCGGGGUGGUAGGACCUCAGGGAGCCGCUGGCGAGUCUGGCCCCAUGGGGGAGAGAGGCCACCCGGGCCCCCCCGGCCCCCCAGGAGAACAAGGGCUACCGGGACCCUCCGGCAAAGAGGGCACCAAGGGAGAUCCCGGCCCCACCGGCUCCCCCGGGAAGGACGGUCCCGCCGGUUUACGGGGUUUCCCCGGUGAGCGGGGUCUGCCCGGCACCCCGGGCGGCCCAGGGCUGAAGGGCAACGAGGGACCGGCGGGACCCCCAGGACCCGCAGGCUCCCCCGGGGAGAGAGGUGGCCCGGGGCAAGGUGGUCCCGUUGGCCCCCCAGGACGACCGGGACCCCAGGGACAACCGGGCCCCGCCGGAGAGAAAGGAGUUCCCGGUGAGAAGGGUCCCAUGGGUCCCGCUGGCCGCGAUGGCGUUCAGGGUCCCGUGGGGUUGCCCGGGCCGGCCGGCCCCCCCGGCGGUCCUGGGGAGGACGGUGACAAGGGCGAGGUGGGCGAGCCGGGACAGAAAGGCACCAAAGGCAACAAGGGCGAGCACGGUCCUCCCGGUCCCCGACCCAUCGGGUCGGUCGGGCAACCCGGAGCCGCCGGUGCCGACGGGGAACCGGGUGCCAGAGGUCCCCAGGGACACUUCGGGGCCAAGGGCGACGAGGGGACGCGGGGCUUCAACGGCCCCCCCGGCCCCAUUGGGCUCCAGGGUUUGCCGGGUCCGGCCGGUGAGAAGGGUGAAACGGGUGACGUGGGCCCCAUGGGCCCACCCGGCCCCCCAGGCCCCCGUGGCCCAGCUGGACCCUCCGGAGCUGAUGGACCCCAGGGACCCCCCGGCGGUGUUGGAAACCUGGGACCUCCUGGCGAGAAGGGGGACCCCGGUGAGUCGGGGGCCCCGGGAAUCCAAGGGGAGCCAGGAGUCAAGGGCCCGCGAGGAGAGCGAGGGGAGAAGGGAGAAGCCGGAGCCGCCGGUGCUGCCGGGCCACCGGGAGGGAAAGGGCCCCCCGGCGACGACGGGCCCAAGGGCAACCCCGGUCCCGUCGGCUUUCCUGGAGAUCCCGGACCCCCAGGUGAAAUGGGUCCCAGGGGCCAGGAUGGUGCCAAGGGCGAGCGUGGGGAGGACGGUGAGCCCGGGGAGCCGGGUUCACCGGGUCCAACGGGCGAGAACGGUCCUCCCGGUCCCCUGGGGAAGAGGGGUCCAGCCGGCUCCCCCGGCCCCGAGGGGCGUCAGGGCGAGAAGGGUGCGAAGGGAGAACCGGGCGCAGUGGGUGCUCCUGGCAAGACGGGUCCCGUGGGUCCCCAGGGCCUUGCCGGGAAGCAGGGUCCCGAUGGCCUCCGAGGUCUGCCCGGCUCCGUGGGAGAACAAGGCAAACCAGGGACCACAGGCCAGGCUGGGCCACCAGGACCAGUGGGUCCCCCGGGUCUCCCCGGCCUCAAAGGUGACACCGGUGCCAAAGGAGAGAAGGGCCACCCUGGUCUCAUCGGCCUGAUCGGACCCCCGGGGGAGCAGGGGGAGAAGGGAGACCGAGGUCUCCCCGGCCCCCAGGGCUCCACGGGGCAGAAAGGAGAAACUGGGAUCCCUGGUGCUACCGGACCCAUCGGCCCCACCGGCCCCCCCGGCCUUCCUGGCCCAGCUGGUCCCAAAGGUGCCAAGGGAGCCAUGGGCCAAGCAGGACCCAAAGGUGAACGGGGACCCCCGGGACCCCCUGGACACCCGGGCCCCCCCGGGGAGGUGAUCCAGCCCCUGCCGAUCCAGCUGCCCAAGAAGAGCAAGCGCUCCAUCGAUGCCAGCAAGCUGGUGGAGGAGGAGGAGGGCGAGGACAAAGAGCGAGCAGCCGCCGACCAGGCGUCUCGUGACUACGCCGACGGCAUGGAGGAGAUCUUCGGCUCCCUCAACUCCCUCAAGCAGGAGAUCGAGGGGCUGCGGCGCCCCAUGGGCACCCGGGACAACCCUGCCCGCACUUGCCAAGACCUGCAGCUCAGCCACCCCGGCCUGCCCGACGGCGAGUACUGGAUUGACCCCAACCAGGGCUGCGCCCGAGACUCUUUCAAGGUUUACUGCAACUUCACAGCAGGCGGGGAGACUUGCGUCUUUCCCAGCAAGGACGUACAGGAGGUGAAGAUGUCGGCGUGGGAGAAGGAGGUGCCCCAGCGGUGGUUCAGUCAGUUCCAGGGGGGCAGCAGGUUCUCCUACACGGACUCGGAGAGCCAGCCCCUCGGCGUGGUGCAGCUGACCUUCCUACGGCUCCUCAGCGUCUCUGCCCGCCAGAACUUCACCUACCACUGUCACCGCUCGGUGGCCUGGCACAGCGCCACCUCCGGGGACCACCGGCGUGCCCUCCGCUUCCUGGCUGCCAACGAGGAGGAGCUCAGCUACGACACCAGCCCCUACAUCAAAGCUGCGAUGGACGGCUGCGCGGCACGGAAGGGCUCCAGCCGGACGGUGCUAGAGGUGCGCACGCCCCGCUUGGAGCAGCUCCCACUGCUGGACCUCCGCGUCAUGGACUUUGGCGAGCCCGGCCAGCGGUUCGGCUUCGAGGUGGGCCCGGUCUGUUUCCUCGGCUAGGAUCAAGCCCGUCGCCCUCCCGGCCCGCACCCUGGCCCUCCAGUGGGGCAAACCUGGCCCCCGCCUGCGAGCGGCGAAGCAGCGGGACCCACCUCCCCCUCGCAUCACCGUCACCCACCCGCUGCUGCGAGGAGACGAGGUGCCAGCCCUGCCCGCACGCGCCGGGGACCCACACGCCGCCGCCGCUGCCCCCAGGGGGGCCAGGGUCUGGAGAGAUGCCAAAAGAGACUUUAAUGCUUAGAAUAAAUCUAUAUUUUAAUAUGUAGAGAGACAGAGAGGGCAAUUUUUAACGGAUCCACUGGCUACCUCCCUCGGCACCCAGCAGUGCUCCCUUCCUCCCAGUAUCCUACUGCUCUUUCCCAGCAUUCCCAGGGCUUGUUUUCCAUGCUCCCCACUGCCCCAGGGGGAACCCCUCGAGGAGCGCACCUGCCGAGCAGAGGGAAGAGUGCUCGGGUUUGCUCCCUGCCUGGAGAGACGACGGGUUUUAAAGCAACCAAGCCCGGGAUGAUGCCGGUCGAGCACCGCUGGCACGUGUGUGAGAUGAGCACUGAGAGCUCUCGUUACCUCUCUCCCCGCCUGGAUUCACACCGCCGCAACCCUCGCGUUCCAAAGCCGGUCUCCCAGGGGGUCAGGAGGGAACGGACCCUGGGAUGCAUCCGUCCCCCGCAGCGUUACCCCACAGCAACGGUCCCCGUCCACCUCCGACAGCGCACCUGGGCUGCGGCGCCUGGCCCGGCCUGACUCAUAUCGGUGGAGCGGACGCUUGAAUUCGCUAAUCAAGGCUAAUUAAUUUGGGAAAAAAAAAAAGCUUCCCUGUCCCAUCAAGGUGCUACUUCUCUUCCCCGCUAGCCCAAAGGGGUUCCAGUCCGACCUCCAGCCAGAGCAAAUAAUGGGUGUAUUUAAAAAGCCUCCAACGACAAAGCCUAUCCCUAGCCCGAGGAAGGAAGUGAGGAAGAAGGACGUUGUGUUUUUACUGUGUGGUUUUUUUUUUUUUAUUUUUUAAAUUAAUUAUAUUAUUUAAAGGAGUGGAUACAACUCCAUCGAUGCUGGUCCCCUGCGGUGUAAUUUUGGAUUUCCCCCCCAAAAAAAACCCCAAGAAGUGAAUUUCUGCAUGGAGAUUAACCCA
Messenger RNA from Chroicocephalus ridibundus (black-headed gull), 6568 nucleotides. RefSeq names its product collagen type XI alpha 2 chain (gene COL11A2). NCBI's taxonomy places the organism in Eukaryota, Metazoa, Chordata, Aves, Charadriiformes, Laridae. The record is from RefSeq and is a predicted model, not a curated record. Gene Ontology annotation, cellular component: collagen trimer. Gene Ontology annotation, molecular function: extracellular matrix structural constituent conferring tensile strength. Gene Ontology annotation, biological process: sensory perception of sound; cartilage development; collagen fibril organization.